This is a messenger RNA of Tetrapisispora phaffii CBS 4417, 927 nucleotides long. It is a transcript of the gene YHM2, whose product is annotated as Yhm2p. The record is from RefSeq and is a predicted model, not a curated record. Gene Ontology annotation, cellular component: mitochondrion. Bases 1 to 927 code for a protein of 308 amino acids. Gene Ontology annotation, biological process: alpha-ketoglutarate transport; mitochondrial citrate transmembrane transport. Gene Ontology annotation, molecular function: tricarboxylate secondary active transmembrane transporter activity. The transcript has a single exon. NCBI's taxonomy places the organism in Eukaryota, Fungi, Ascomycota, Saccharomycetes, Saccharomycetales, Saccharomycetaceae.
AUGACGACAGGUGAACAAGGUAAAAAGAAAGUUUCGUACUCGAAUUUGGUGUUAGGUGCGGUCUUAAAUCUAUCGGAAGCUACAACGUUAGGGCAGCCGCUGGAGGUUAUCAAGACCACUAUGGCUGCGAAUAGAAAUGCAACCUCUGUACAGGCAAUUAAACAAAUUUGGUCAAGGGGUGGUAUUUUUGGGUUCUAUCAAGGUUUGAUUCCAUGGGCAUGGAUUGAAGCAUCCACAAAAGGUGCUGUACUAUUGUUUGUAUCUGCUGAUGUUGAGAACCGAGCAAAAGCUGGCCUUGGCUUAGGAAACUUUGCAGCAGGUAUCUUAGGUGGUAUUUCUGGUGGUGUAGUGCAAGCGUAUGCCACCAUGGGGUUCUGUACCUGUAUGAAGACUGUUGAGAUUACCAGAUCAAAAACUGCAGCUGCUGGUGUAAUUCCAAAAUCUUCAUGGGCUGUGUUCAAAGAAAUAUUUGCCAAGGACGGAAUAAGAGGUAUAAAUAAGGGUGUUAACGCUGUAGCGAUUAGGCAAAUGACAAACUGGGGUUCUCGUUUUGGAUUUUCAAGAUUAGUAGAAGAAGGAAUAAGAAAGAUAACUGGCAAAAAAAAUCCAGAAGACCAAUUAACUGCAUUAGAAAAAAUUACUGCAUCUGCUAUUGGUGGUGGUUUAAGUGCCUGGAAUCAACCAAUUGAAGUAAUUAGAGUGGAAAUGCAAUCGAAGAAAGCAGAUCCAAAUAGACCAAAAACUUUGACGGUUGCAUCGACAUUUAAGUAUAUUUAUCAAACAAAUGGUAUUAAAGGUUUAUACAGAGGUGUCACACCAAGAAUCGGUCUGGGCAUCUGGCAAACAGUAUUCAUGGUCGGGUUCGGUGAUAUGGCAAGAGAAUUUGUUGGUAAGUUUACUGGCGAUACUCCAGUAAACAAACAUUAA